CCUAGCAAAGAAUUUUGUUACCUUGAGCCCUUCAAUCGAAAUGGGGCGCCUUGUUUACUUGUUUGCUUGCUCUUUGCUUCUUCUGGUGGCUGCUUUAACGGCAUCUGGUGCAAGAAUAGUGGAGCACACAUUACAUGUGAGAAAUUUGACUGUUAAUAGGCUAUGCAAUCGCCAGGUGAUUACAGCAGUAAAUGGUAGCUUCCCUGGUCCCAGAAUCCGAGUUCGAGAGGGUGACAUACUGAUUGUUCAUGUCCAUAACAAGUCACCUUACGACUUGACUAUUCACUGGCAUGGGAUUUUUCAGAAACUGAGUGCCUGGGCUGAUGGACCUAGCAUGGUGACUCAGUGUCCAAUACGUUCCGGAAACAAAUAUGCCUACAAAUUCAAAAUCGUUAAACAGGAGGGAACCCUUUGGUGGCACGCUCAUGCCUCUGUGCUCCGUGCUACUGUGUAUGGUGCACUCAUCAUCCGCCCCAGAGCUCACAACUCUUACCCAUUCCCAAAGCCCUACAGAGAAGUUCCCAUCCUAUUAGGUGAGUGGUGGAAUGCUAAUAUCAUCGAUAUCCAAAACGAGGCUCUAGCCCUUGGCGGCGGUCCUAAUGUUUCUGAUGCUUUUACAAUAAAUGGAUGGCCCGGUGAUCUCUAUCCAUGCUCUGGACAUCAAAUGUACAAGCUUAAGGUGGAGCAAGGGAAGACCUAUCUCUUACGAAUUAUCAACGCUGCACUCAACAACCAGCUAUUUUAUAAGAUAGCCAAUCAUAAGAUGACUGUUGUGGCCGUUGAUGCUUCUUACACCAACCCCUAUGUCACCAACGUGGUGGCUAUCGCACCUGGGCAGACGGUUGACGUUUUGCUAACGGCGGAUCAGCCGAUUGGCUCGUAUUACAUGGCCGCAAGAGCUUAUGCAAGUGCAGUUGGUUUACCAUUUGAUAAUACUACAACGAGGGGUGUCAUCGUCUACGACGGUGCACCAUCUUCAACAAAGCCGCUAAUGCCUGUCUUACCUGCGUUCAAUGACACCCCCACGGCUCAUAAGUUUUAUACCAACCUUACCAGUUUGGUCGGUGGGCCUCACUGGGACCCUGUCCCGCUUAAAGUGGACCAUAAAAUGUUCGUCACCAUUGGAUUGGCGCUCGAAGUCUGCCCAUCAAGCACAACUUGCCAGGGUCCAAAUGGAACAAAGCUGUCGGCCAGCAUGAACAAUGUAUCCUUCGUGCCACCUACUGGAUUGUCUAUGUUGCAAGCCUUUUACUUCAACGUCGGAGGAGUUUACACCACCGAUUUUCCUGCCAAGCCUCCCAUUGAGUUUGAUUACACAAACUUAGCCAUCAACAACAACCUACCUAUGCUAUUUGCUCCAAAAGGAACCAAGGUUACCAAGCUUAAGUUCAACUCCACUGUGGAAAUGGUGUUGCAGAACACAGCUAUUAAUGGAGUGGAAAAUCAUCCCAUGCACCUCCAUGGCUUUGAUUUCUAUGUAAUGGCUCAAGGGUUCGGAAACUAUAACCCUGCCACAGAUACAAACCAGUUCAAUCUUUUCGACCCCCAAAUGCGCAACACUAUUGCUGUUCCUGUUGGAGGAUGGGCCGUCAUCAGAUUCUUGGCUAAUAAUCCAGGUGUAUGGUCUAUGCAUUGCCACCUUGACGCGCACUUGUCAAUAGGCUUGGACACAGCCUUCGUCGUUGAGAACGGACCAACUCCGGCAACAACCUUGCCUCCUCCGCCUGCAGAUCUUCCACAAUGCUAGUGAUUGUUUUAUUUAUUUAUGAAAUUAGUUGACGUUCUUUUUUCCGAGGAAUUUAAGUUGA
Molecule: messenger RNA, 1808 nt
Organism: Hibiscus syriacus
Lineage: Eukaryota; Viridiplantae; Streptophyta; Magnoliopsida; Malvales; Malvaceae
Product: laccase-7-like
Exons: 6
Coding region: 41-1747 (568 amino acids)
Biological process (GO): lignin catabolic process
Cellular component (GO): apoplast
Molecular function (GO): copper ion binding; hydroquinone:oxygen oxidoreductase activity
Source: RefSeq, a predicted model, not a curated record